Messenger RNA from Cygnus atratus (black swan), 1186 nucleotides. RefSeq names its product UDP-GlcNAc:betaGal beta-1,3-N-acetylglucosaminyltransferase 3 (gene B3GNT3). Gene Ontology annotation, cellular component: membrane. The record is from RefSeq and is a predicted model, not a curated record. The transcript has 2 exons. Lineage: Eukaryota; Metazoa; Chordata; Aves; Anseriformes; Anatidae. Bases 1 to 1146 code for a protein of 381 amino acids. Gene Ontology annotation, molecular function: hexosyltransferase activity.
AUGGCUUGGGGCCGGCUCUGUGGGAAGAUCCUCCCCCAGCGGUGCUGCAGAGCUGGGAAGCUGGGCUUGGUCACCAUCGGGGCCCUGGGGCUCUGCUUCCUGCUGGACCCCACCAAGCACUCGGGGCCCAGCACCGACCCCAGCCCCACCGUGGCCCCCAGCCUCCCCCCGACCCACUCCCUGCCCAUCGCCGCCCCCUGCGUGGCCAACAGCUCGGUGCACAACAUCUCCGGCUUCGAGGAGCUGCCCCAACAAGUGAAGGACUUCAUGAGCUACCGGCACUGCCGGUCCUUCCCCCAGCUCCUCAACGUCCCCGGGAAGUGCGGGGGACCCCAGGGGUCGUCCAACAUCUCCCUCCUCCUGGCCAUCAAGUCAUCGCCGGCCAACUACGAGCGGCGGGAGGUGAUCCGCAAGACGUGGGGGCAGCAGAGGACCUUCGAAGGGGCGCAGAUCCGCAGGGUCUUCCUCAUCGGGGUGUCCCCCAACGCCCGCGAUGCCAGGAAGCUCAGCUGGCUGCUGCACCUGGAGCAGCGGGAGCACAGGGACGUGCUGCAGUGGGACUUCAGCGACACCUUCUUCAACCUGACGCUGAAGCAGGUGCUCUUCCACACCUGGCUGGAAGAGCACUGCCCCGGUGUCCACUUCAUCUUCAACGGGGACGAUGACGUCUUCGUCAACACGGACAACGUGGUUCACUUCAUAAAGACCUCCCAGGGCAACCAGCACCUGAUGGUGGGCUCCGUCUUAAUCAACACAGGGCCUAUCCGGGAUAGGGGCAGCAAGUACUUCGUGCCCAAGCAGCUGAUGCCCUUGGAGCUGUACCCGCCCUACUGCAGUGGUGGCGGGAUGCUCAUGUCCGGCUUCACCGCCCGCGUCAUCUACCACGAAUCCCAGAGCAUCGACCUCUUCCCCAUCGAUGACGCCUACCUGGGCAUGUGCCUGAAGAAGGCAGGGCUGCGCCCCGCUUCCCACAAUGGCAUCCGGCUCUGGGGCAUCUACGUCCCCCCCAACAGGGACUCCUUCGACCCCUGCUACUACCGGGAGCUGCUGGUGGUGCACCGCUUCGUGUCCUACGAGACGGCCGCGAUGUGGCAGGCCAUCCACGAGCCCCAUCUGAGCUGCGGGAGGAAGGUGAUUUUCUCCUAGGGUGCUCGGUGUCUGGGAGGCACCAGGACAUGACGGUGCU